AUGCAAGCCAAAAUUAAUUAUAACCAUACAAUUGAAGUAGCAAAGUUACUAGAGCAAAAACUUAAGAUUGGACAAAAAAGUUCUAAUAUUGUAGAAUUAGAAACUAGUAAUGAAAAUGAAGAAAGAAUUGCCGUAGAUGACUCAGAAUCAAAAGAAAGUGCUAAAGAAGCAGAAAGGUUGUUUUUGAAAAUAAAAGAAAUGAAAAUUUUAUCUAAUGAAUUAUUGGUAGAUCUAAAACAUCCUGCAGAUAACUCUAUAGAAAAAUGUAAACUUGCUGAUUUAUUUGAUUUUGAAUUUUCAAUACCCUUACUU
This is a messenger RNA of Racocetra persica, 312 nucleotides long. Lineage: Eukaryota; Fungi; Glomeromycota; Glomeromycetes; Diversisporales; Gigasporaceae. The record is from the annotation of a GenBank genome assembly.